This is a messenger RNA of Perkinsus marinus ATCC 50983, 602 nucleotides long. RefSeq names its product Isovaleryl-CoA dehydrogenase, putative. The annotation marks the transcript as partial. Gene Ontology annotation, molecular function: 3-methylbutanoyl-CoA dehydrogenase activity. The record is from RefSeq and is a predicted model, not a curated record. The transcript has 5 exons. Gene Ontology annotation, biological process: L-leucine catabolic process. NCBI's taxonomy places the organism in Eukaryota, Perkinsozoa, Perkinsida, Perkinsidae.
GAUUCAAAGUAGGUCAGAAGAUAGGCGAUAAGUGCGGCAUGCGGGCAUCCAGCACGGCGGAGUUGAUCUUUGAAGGCGUUAAAAUACCACGGGAGAAUCUGGUCGGGGAGCUCGGAAAAGGAGUGGUACCGAUGAUGAGGAAUCUGGAGAUAGAGCGAGUCACUUUAGCAGCUAUGAGCCUGGGAAUUGCGAGGAGGUGCCUGGAUGUUAUGCUUACCUAUACGCAAGAACGGAAAUCAUUCGGAAAACCCCUGGCAGAAUUUGGCCAGAUCCAACGCCAUUUCGCAGAGUCGUAUGCCCAAUGGGCUGCUGCCCGCGCAUACGUGUACAUGGUUGCUGGGCAGUUGAGGCUGGACACGGCGAGUGGGUCUCGAUCGGAUUCUGAUGGUGUGAAGUUGUUUGCUACAACGAUGGCUAAGGACGUUGCUGAUCGAGCGAUGCAGUGUCUUGGAGGGUACGGCUACGUCGGUGAAUACGUGGUGGAGAGGCUUUGGCGCGAUGCCAAGUUGUUGGAGAUAGGUGGAGGAACGCUGGAGGCUCACCAGAAGAACAUCACGAGAGAUCUCUGCAAGGCAGGAUGCUCGUUGGUUCUUGACACUGAA